This is a messenger RNA of Cryptococcus deneoformans JEC21, 1306 nucleotides long. RefSeq lists its product as hypothetical. Bases 392 to 847 code for a protein of 151 amino acids. Lineage: Eukaryota; Fungi; Basidiomycota; Tremellomycetes; Tremellales; Cryptococcaceae. The transcript is spliced from 2 exons. The record is from RefSeq and is a predicted model, not a curated record.
GCGGGGGAGGGGGAGGGCGACGGGCUGGGGAGGGGAGGGCGCGGCGGCCGGGGAGCGGGGGAGAGAGAGGGAGAGCCGCUUCGGGUUUGGCCGACGGGCAUGCAGCGGGGGGGGCGAGGACAUCGCGUGGGAGAGAGUGGCCGGGUUAAUAACGGGAAAGUACACGCAGCGGCGGUUAUAAAGGAGCGACGAGCGUCACAACGCGUAGCGCACGGACACACGCAGCCGGAAACAAAAAGACCCGUCGCGCAUCGCAUCUCCUUUCAUGCGGCGUAGCAUUCGCUAUCCAUCGUGCCGAUUUCCCAUGGCUAUAACACUGACACUGCCAUUACUGACCACUGACUCUCAUUACUGACCACUGACUGUCAUCUACUAACCACUAACACGCACAAUGCCCCCUGACCUCUUCAGGGACCCCCUCAAGCCCAGCAACGGCCUUACCCUCACCCCGUUCCACAUACUCGCCCUCGCCCUUUGCGCCGUAUCUCUCAUCCUAACAAACCUUCUCGGCCCGAACCCCCUCUCGGGGCCUCUUACGCGCCUGUCUAUCCUCCUCGUCCUUCUCCUCCUCUCACACCAUUUCAUUCUUUACAUGCUCUCCUACCAUUCCGCCUCGUUGGCCAAAGCGCACGAAGAAGAAAAGGCAAGAAUGGAUCCCUUGGUGAAGAGUAAGAUUGAACAGAAAAAGAGCGACUGGGAAUACCCGGACGCCCACCCUAGUAAAUUCCUGACGACCAGGGAGGGGAAGCCACGACUUUUCCCGUUUCCCCUCGGACUGGCCGGUAGGGGUGCAAGUAAAGAACUGUGGUGGGAAGCGGGGAAUAGUUCUCACAUGCAAGUGUUCUAGGACCGUCAUUCUGUGCAAAGUGUCUGGAAGAAGCGCUGCUGACAGCAAGUGUGUCCCUUAGCGGCCACUACAACCAACGCGAGACGCCUGCUGCCAGGGACCAACUAAAAGCCGAGAUGGAAGCAAAGGAAUCUGCACGACAGAAAAGGGCCAAAAAGACAAUCAAGGAAUUUGAAACGGCUAGGCAAAAAUGGACGACAAGGUUGACCAACCUUAAAGUUUUAAUGUCUAUUAUAUCUAUUGGUCUCGGUAGGUCGUCUUGACCCAGUCGAUCCAACCGGGCAUGUCAUUCAGCAGUCCCAUGAGCAAUCUCCACUGACUCCCUUGUGAAAACUACACAUAGACGCCGGGCAUGGCAAUCACCUAUCUUUACGAACCUGACGGCAACAGCGUCAAACCGGCCGGCAAUAUACCAACCAGAGCACCGAGCCACCGCCUUACUACGACCUACGAUAGUCG